UCAAUGCCACCAUGAGACUUAAUCGUAGCGCUUACAUAUCGGAGGUACGCGACGAAAUCAACAGUGUACGUUCAACUACCAACAGUGAUGUACGUCGCUCGUCGUUCGUAAAUAUCGAUCUAAAAAUCACGGCUAACUGGUGAUGUCCAUCGAUGCGUUGUGACUCGCUUUUCCAAGAAUUUAUUCGAAUUCCUCGCGCGAAACUGUUCUCCACAGUUCCUUCGCCAUUGUGCAACUUCUUCCAAUAUGCUGUUUGCGCGUAAAACUUAUUGGAGUGUCUCGUAAAAAAUUUUCAUAAUUCAUAUGACUCGUAUGAUUGACGGGCAGAUACUAAAUAGCGAUCACAAUGACUGCGGAAAAUGAUAAAGAAACGAAAAAGAAGCUGAAGUAUCCCAAGUCGAUAUUCUUCAUCAUUAGCAAUGAAUUCUGCGAGAGGUUCUCUUUCUAUGGGAUGCGCACUGUACUGACGCUUUAUCUAAAAAACCAACUAAAGUACACUGAUGAUACGUCUACUGUCAUAUAUCAUGUGUUCACGAUGUUGCUGUACUUCUUCCCUAUAUUUGGGGCGAUGUUAGCCGAUUCUUUAUUGGGAAAAUUCCACACUAUCUUCUACCUAAGCAUUAUUUAUGCUGCAGGACAACUUUUGUUAUCUUUAAGCGCGGUGCCCCCAUUGGGAAUACCUGAUAGAGAAUUUUCACUAUUCGGUCUAGUCCUUAUAGCCAUUGGCACAGGUGGUAUAAAACCUUGCGUGGCCGCAUUCGGUGGUGACCAAUUCAUACUGCCGCAACAGGAACGAUACUUGUCCACAUUCUUCUCCCUAUUUUACUUUUCCAUCAACUCCGGAUCCUUGAUCUCCACCUUCCUCACACCCGUGCUUCGUAGCAGUGUUUCAUGCUUCGGCGACAGUACCUGUUACUCUCUGGCAUUUUUGGUACCAGCUAUCCUUAUGACACUGUCUAUCGUGAUAUUCGUCCUUGGGAAGCCAUUGUACAAAAUAGUCAAACCGACAGGUAAUGUCGUUUUGAAUGUUUCUAGGUGCAUUUCCCACGCCAUCUACAGAAAAGUCACGUCGAAGGGCGAGAAGAGGAAGUAUUGGCUCGACUAUGCGGAUGACAAGUACGACAGAUUACUGAUAAACGACAUUAAAUCGGCCCUGCAGGUGAUGGUAUUAUUCAUACCGAUACCGAUAUUUUGGGCGCUAUUCGAUCAACAAGGCUCUCGAUGGACGUUCCAAGCAACCAGGAUGAACGGAGAAAUCGGCAAUUUCUUGAUUGAACCAGAUCAGAUGCAAGUGUUCAAUCCUCUUUUGGUCCUCAUUUUCAUACCCCUGUUCGAAAGUUGGCUUUAUCCGCUUAUGGGAAAGAUUGGGUUACGAACACCGCUAAGAAUACUUUCUGUCGGCGGUUUCUUAGCUUCUUUGUCAUUUGUCGCAGCGGCGGUGGUUGAAUUGGAUCUCGAGAAAACGUAUCCGAUUCUGCCGUCGAAAGAUCUCGCGCAGCUGCGUGUUUUCAAUACUCUGGAUUGUAACGUGAGAGUGACAGUGCACGAUCCUGAAUUAUCUAUAGCUCUUAAAAGUAUGGAUAUGUGGGAAGACAGGUAUAUCGAAGCGAAAGGCGAAAGAAAAUUGAGUUACGAAGCGGACUUUUCUGUUUGCGAUCAAGCCGGUAUCACAGCACUGAAUAAAACUCGAGGGGAGAUGCUCGUGUUAGAAAAACAGGCGACUUCUUGGGCUAUAACGCAGAACGGUUUAUCUCACGUUUAUAAUGAUUCGAUAGACAAAUCGUCGAAUGGCAAUCCUCUAAUACGUGGACUUAUUUAUGUCGAACCGUCGCAACCCGAUGUUGAUCUAGAAUUAAUACAGAAAGAUGCCGUCGUCAAGACAUUAAAGAUAAAUAGUUCUCUUUUCCACGAAACUGAACUAAUUGAAGUCGCACAUGGGGUGUACGACAUACGUUUGAAUGAGUUUGUAAAAAAAGAGGUACCUCUCAAACUUGGUGGAGUUUAUACCGUUGUCGGAUCUGUUACUGAAAAAGGAUCGAAGGUUGACCUUAUAACUGUAACCGAACCAAACACGAUGCACAUGUUAUGGUUGAUUCCUCAAUAUGUUAUUAUCACAAUGGGUGAAGUCAUGUUCUCGGUGACUGGCCUAGAAUUUGCAUUCACGCAAGCACCUAUCAGUAUGAAAUCUCUUUUACAAGCUUGUUGGCUGUUAACAACAGCCAUUGGUAAUCUCAUUGUGGUCAUUGUGGCGGAAAUCUCGAUUUUUGAUCGUCAGAUUUUUGAAUUCGUUUUGUUUGCGGUACUGAUGUUCGUCGAUAUAAUUAUAUUCUCUAUAAUAGCGAAAUUUUAUAAAUACGUAGACAAUCCUGAAGAUGAAGAGAUCAUUGACAUGAGCGAAAAAUUCGGAACAGUUAACACAUCUUAUCACGACGAUGAGAAGUGACUGUAUAUAGUUUAUGACUGCUGCGUCCGAAAUAUAUACGUAACGUAUGUAUUUGAGUACGGCAUUUUAAUACCUUAAACAUUCUUUUAUUUUUUAAUCAUUCUGAACAAAGUGAACAAUUUUUAAUAUUGAUUUCUAUCUUGCUUCGAAAAUGGAAAACAUUCUCUAAAGUUGAAAUUCAUCUAUGAUAUAAAUUUCACGUGAAAUAAAAAGUUCUAAUACUUUUAAGUGCCAAAUGAUAGGCGAUUAUGAUUCUUGUAUUCGUAAACUCGAAUAAAAUGAAACAUUAUAUGACCUGGAAGAUAACAAUGUCUUAUCAAGUGCAAUUAACAGAAUGCUUACGUCGUCAAUAAAAUAUAUUUAUUAUCGCAGAAUUUCAAAUUCCGAUAUAAAGCGUAACAAUGUACGUGUAAAUAUCCAUGCCAUAUUUUAUGGUCAUGACACAUGAUACUUGUAAAUAGACAUAUCAAUAGCAAUAAACGUACGUAUUUUUGUAAAGUUUUAAUUAUUGUUUGAAUAAAAAUUUAUUUACUAUUCUA
Messenger RNA from Frieseomelitta varia, 2982 nucleotides. RefSeq names its product peptide transporter family 1. Bases 347 to 2443 code for a protein of 698 amino acids. The transcript has 9 exons. The record is from RefSeq and is a predicted model, not a curated record. Gene Ontology annotation, molecular function: dipeptide transmembrane transporter activity. Gene Ontology annotation, cellular component: membrane. Lineage: Eukaryota; Metazoa; Arthropoda; Insecta; Hymenoptera; Apidae. Gene Ontology annotation, biological process: oligopeptide transport; transmembrane transport.